Penaeus monodon (black tiger shrimp) is the source of this 3497-nucleotide messenger RNA. Its product is annotated as kelch-like protein 26. Gene Ontology annotation, molecular function: protein binding. NCBI's taxonomy places the organism in Eukaryota, Metazoa, Arthropoda, Malacostraca, Decapoda, Penaeidae. The record is from RefSeq and is a predicted model, not a curated record. The transcript has 4 exons. The coding region runs from base 466 to 2262 and encodes 598 amino acids.
UUACACGACCUUCUCCGCGUCAGUGUGUCCGCAGCCAUGACUUGUUGCACACGGGAUCCAGCCAGCUAAACAUUCUACUUCUGUACGGACUUACGAACGCAGGAACGAACGCACGCACGCACGAACGGACGUAGGCAGGGACGCACGCACGGGCUCACUCACUCACUCCAGUAACCCGCGCGGAGACUCAUAAAGUGACUUUGCGAGCUGUGGAGAAUUCUGUUUUAUUAUUAUUAUUACUUUUAUUAUUAAUGAUUAAAUUAUCCGUGACUUUGACUGUGGGGGAAAUUUCCACGUGAUAAGUAGAGUGCAAAAGUUCGUGAUACGUGAAGAGAGAGAGAAAAAAAAGUGUAUUGUGAAGUGUUUUUAUUAUUAUUAUUAUUGUUAAAACAGAAUUGACUUGUGUUCGCCAGGAUUGCUACGCUGCUACGAAGGAGAAUCAGGUGUAAAGAAGGGGAUGUAACAAUGACGAGGAGCGGGGGGGCGGCGGUGGCUCCACGCCCGCUCAACACGGUGCAGUUCGAGCACCCUUCUCACACGGGCGCCCUGCUCUACGGCCUCAACACCCUGCGCUCCAAGGGCCUGCUGCUGGACGUCACCCUCAUCGCCGGCGGGGAGGCAUUCCAGGCCCACCGCGUCGUGCUGGCCUCCUGCAGCGACUACUUCCGCGCCAUGUUCACCGACGAGAUGCGCGAGCGGUGCCAGUCGGAGAUCUGCCUGAACGGCGUGAGCGCGGCCGGCCUGCAGUGCCUGCUGGAGUACGCCUACACGAGCCGCCUCUGCCUCAAUCUGGCCAACAUCCAGGACGUGUUGUCGGCGGCCGCCCACGUGCAGGUGCUCACCGUGGUGGAGGCCUGCUCCAAUUAUCUCCAGGCUCAGCUUGACCUGGAUAACUGCGUCGACAUCGCAACGAUCGCCGAGACAUACUCUCUCCAUGGCUUACGGAAGAGAGUGUAUGCCUUCAUGAGCUCUCACCUGCACCAGUUCAGCAAGAUGGCGGACUUCCAGCGCCUGGCCGUGUCGCAGCUGUUGCAUCUGCUGUCGUGCGACUACCCGGUGGACUGCAGCGAGGCGCAGGUCCUCCUCACCGUGGCGGGGUGGCUGCAGCACAACCCCUCCGAGCGCGGUCGCCACGCCGCGGCGCUCCUGCAGACGCUCAACCUGGAGGAGGUCCCCGCGGCGGUGCUGGAACGCGCGGCGCACCUGUCCGUGUUGGAGGGUCCGCUGCGAGCCGCCCUGCGCCAGACCGUGCCACCCCUGAGCCCCGCGCCGCCCACGGGGCUCGUCAACUCGAGGGGCCUGGAGCUGGCCGUCGUAAAAGUGGGCGGGUUCAGCAUCGCCGGGAUCACGAACGAGAUCACGUACUUUAUGCCGUCCGUGGGGCGCUGGCGGCACCUCACGACCAUCCCGCACGUGGAGCAGUGUAACUAUGGCACGGCGGUGCUGAACAAUGAACUGUAUGUGAUUGGAGGAUGUUUCAACCAGUCGCUGCAGGAGAACAUCCACCCCUUCGGCUUCCGCUACAACCCCCAGCAGAACAAGUGGAGCACGAUGGCCCCCAUGCAACGGGAGCGGUGUCGCUUCUCGCUGAGCGUGGUGUCCGGGCAGCUGUAUGCCGUGGGAGGAGCCAGCGAGGCCAGCGACGAAGGGGCAGCCGAGGACGAGAGCCCCUGCGAGGCCUACGACCCGGCGACCGACACCUGGAACCCCAUCGCCGCGCUGCCCGGCGCCCGAGCGCAGCACGCGGCAGCGGCGCUCAACGGGCUGCUGUACGUGAGUGGGGGGCUCGAGGGUGACCACGUCCUAGACUCGUGCCAGGUGUACGACCCGAGCACGGGCACAUGGGAGCUGCGCGCGUCCCUGCUCACGCCACGGGCGGACCACUACUGCGUCACGCACUCCAACUGCCUCUUCAUCUGCGGCGGCUGGUACGAGGACGAGGCCACCAACACCAGAGUGUUAGUGGACACCAUAGACUGCUACGACCCCUCGACAGACACGUGGUCGGUGGUGAGUCGCGUGCCCACGCCGCGGUACCACGCCGGCAUCGUAGUCAUCAGCUCGAGGCUCUACGUCAUCGGAGGCUUUCACUCCGACGCGACUUUCGACCGCGCCACGGGAGUCAUCGAGUGCUACGACCUCGAGAGUGGGCUGUGGAGUGUGGAGAACGCCUACCCACAGGACAUUUGGGAGCACGUGUGCGUCCCCCUGUACAUCCCUCGGUGUCGGGAUGACAUGGACGUCUUGGCCAUUACGAAAUAGUUGCCUUAGAUUGCGACAGAGGCUGAUGGGGGGAGAUAUCAUGCCAACACAUAGUUUGUUGAAGAAUACCGGUAAGGAAUCGUUGCUGAAUGUUUCGAAAAAAAUAACAUUUAUUAACUGUUAUAAACAAGCAAAAAAAAAAAAAAAAAAAAAAAUCUCAAAAAUUAUGCAAGAAAAGGUUUUUCUGUGUUUUUAGCACUGAACACAGAAAUAUAAUCUUAUGAUGAAAACUUUGUUCAGCUGUUACACUUUUUUGUAAUGGAUAAAGCGGCAAAAGCAGCAAGAGCAAAAUUCAAUGAACAAAAUAAGAAAAGAAAUAAAAAAAGUAUAUAUUCUCUCUCUAGGUAAAUAGCUGUCAUAAAGAUAAACCUUCAUUUCAAGUGGACUUCUUUGCCAGGGUUUUGGUAAAAAUUCUCGUGAAGCUUGUUUCGAAUUAGUCUCGAACACCUUAUUAAUAGUGUGAAGAGUUUCGAAGCUUCGAGAACGAUAUGACGGUUGUCCGUGACCAUGCAUUAUGGAGUAGUGCAUCAUUACUCCCAAUGCAGAAAAAAAUACCAUGACAAAAAACAAAUGACUACCACUCAAGGCGUAAAUCAUUUUUUGUGAGCACCAAGUUUGAUAACUCCAUCUGCCGUGGAUUCAUUAUUUACCUAAAUCGCCACGAUCAUUCAUCUGCUGCGCGAGUGAAUGAUUGCACGAAUUACGUUAUUCCCGCCGUCACUUUGACUGGGAAUUGCGUUAUCACUGUCACUGACGCUAGGUGUUGAAUUGCGUAAAUAACGCAUAUAAACAUAUACGUGUUUGAAGUAGUAUUAUCCACAGGGAAGGUUCACGUAAUUAACCUUGUACCACUUAGACAUAGAUUCCACACAGCCGCGGAGGCCACUUAAGAUGAAGGUUUGCCGAGCAAAAGAUCUGUAAACAUUUCAGAAUUUAUAUAACACACUGGUUUGCUAAGAAAAAUAUAUAUAAUAUGCCUUAUGUUGCCUGAAGCUUUAGGCUUAAUAUUUUGAUAAUGCUCAUAUUGGUGUCACAUCUGUGUUGAAAAUGGAAUAUUAAAUCCUACCGCGGAAUCCAGCAUGCUUGAUUUACUGUUAUAUAUAUAAAAAGAGGUAAGGUGGCAUUAGUAAAAUGAUCACCAUUUAUUUUUCAUCGAUUGAUAUUACAGCCAUUUGUUGAUGCAAACGCUUCCGACACAGCGCCCGCGAUGAAAACAUUUUGAAGUAAAAAGAAAA